Acaulospora colombiana is the source of this 215-nucleotide messenger RNA. The record is from the annotation of a GenBank genome assembly. NCBI's taxonomy places the organism in Eukaryota, Fungi, Glomeromycota, Glomeromycetes, Diversisporales, Acaulosporaceae.
UUAUAUAUUCAUUGGCAACUUUGGGAGUAUUUAGCCAAAUGUUUUUGCCAAAAAUGGUUGGGGAAAAUAAGGGUGGUCUCAUAAUGGGCUGCGUGUUAUUCGUGGCUAUAUGGUUCGCCUUUUUUGGAAUACCUGUCAAUGCAUUGGUCGACAGUGGAGUGAUAAAAAUUCUUGGGGAUAAGAAAGAGCUUUAUGGUAAAUUUCAUUGGUUUUAG